This is a messenger RNA of Rhincodon typus (whale shark), 1031 nucleotides long. RefSeq lists its product as uncharacterized. Lineage: Eukaryota; Metazoa; Chordata; Chondrichthyes; Orectolobiformes; Rhincodontidae. The transcript is spliced from 11 exons. Bases 5 to 802 code for a protein of 265 amino acids. The record is from RefSeq and is a predicted model, not a curated record.
UCCAAUGACCGUGAGAGGUACACCAGUUUCUCAUGCAACCACCCGUACUGGCCCAAGUGCAGGCACAGUGAUACCCAUGACUGGUCGUCCUGUAACUCGGAUUAGUGGGAUAACAUCAACAGUAGCAACAGGAAGAUCAAGCACUUCACAGAUCACCAUCAGUGCGCGUGGUCCAACAACAAUGAGAGGUACACCGAUUUCUCCUGCAACCAUCAGUACUGGGCCAAGCCAAGGCACAGAGAUACCCAUGACUAGUAGUCCUGUUACUCGGAUUAAUGGGUCAACAUCAACUGCAGUGACAGGAAUAUCAGUAUUACCUGAGGCCUCCACCACUGGUACCACCCUUUCAACACUUCUAAGUCCUACAUCUGAAACUGUAACACCUACAUGUAAGACUGGACUGGAUCCAAAUAACUCAUGUGUUUCCUACAGUUGUGAAAAUAAUGUGCAAAUAGUUCAUAAAAUGGAAUGUAAAAUUACCCCAGAGUGUCCUGAGUCUGAAAAAGUCUGGGAUGAAUUUCAUUGCUGCUAUUCAUGUCCUAAAAAAGCCAAAUUAUGUGAACCUGUUCCUUAUAAUACAACUAUUAAGGAGGAAUCCUGUGAACCAGCUCUUAUUGAUCUCAGAAGAUGUGAAGGAUAUUGUAAAGGAACAGCUGAGUAUGAUGUUGUCCUAGGUGGUAUAAAGCACACAUGUACAUGCUGUCAAGAAGAUGAGAUAGAAGAAAGACAAAUCGAGCUGCAGUGUGGCACUGCACAGCACAUCAUUAAAUAUAUUUACAUCAAGUCAUGUGUAUGCAAAUAAAAUCAUCACAAACAGUAACUAAUAGUGUGACAGUGGAUUCACUCACCCACAUAUACAGCCUGUUCAGAUGGUUUGGAAACGUGAAAUUUACUUAAACUGAGAACAUUUCUUUAACAAUACAGCAAUUAACUUAAUCAGAAUAUUAUGUGCAUGACAACAAAAUAAAACUUAAACUUCAAGUAAAAUACCCUGUUGUCUUGGUUUUGAGAAAUCUUUCCCUUUUGUUGCA